Pseudozyma hubeiensis SY62 is the source of this 1116-nucleotide messenger RNA. Its product is annotated as peroxidase/catalase. The transcript has 2 exons. Gene Ontology annotation, molecular function: peroxidase activity; heme binding. The record is from RefSeq and is a predicted model, not a curated record. Lineage: Eukaryota; Fungi; Basidiomycota; Ustilaginomycetes; Ustilaginales; Ustilaginaceae. Gene Ontology annotation, biological process: hydrogen peroxide catabolic process; cellular response to oxidative stress; response to reactive oxygen species. The coding region runs from base 1 to 1116 and encodes 371 amino acids.
AUGGCCGACUCAGGCCGCUCCCUCUCUGAGCUUGCAGAUGUGGCUGCAGACGGUUCAACUCAGCUUGGCCGCUUCGCCCGGAUCGAGUCGGCCGCAUUCGUCUACCCCUUCACUACACCCAUCAUGUCCAAGCAAGGGGACUACGCUGCUGUCAAGAAGGACAUUCUUGCUGUUCUCAAGCAGCCCGAGUACGACGAUGGCUCUGCAGGCCCCGUUCUGGUGCGUCUGGCGUGGCACGCAAGCGGAACCUACUGUGCCGAGACCGACACGGGAGGAUCCAACGGUGCUGGUAUGCGCUACGAAGCCGAAGGUGGCGACCCUGCCAACGCCGGUCUUCAGCACGCGCGUGUCUUCCUCGAACCCAUCAAGGAUAAGUACUCUUGGAUCACCUACGCCGAUCUCUGGACGCUCGCUGGUGUAGUCGCCAUCGAGGCGAUGGGCGGACCCUCGAUCCAGUGGAAGCCCGGUCGUACCGACUUUGCCGACGACUCUCGUCUGCCCCCUCGUGGUCGUCUCCCUGAUGGCGCUCAGGGUGCCGACCACCUGCGCUUCAUCUUCAACCGAAUGGGCUUCAACGACCAGGAGAUUGUGGCGCUCUCUGGCGCACACAACCUCGGUCGAUGCCACUCUGACCGCUCCGGCUUCGAAGGACCCUGGGUCAACUCACCGACACGCUUCUCGAACCAGUACUACAAGCUGCUGCUCAAGCUCAAGUGGCAACCGAAGAAGUGGGACGGACCUUUCCAGUACGUCGCCAAGGCACCCGGUGCUGACGACGACGACGAACACCUCAUGAUGCUUCCUACCGACUACGCACUGAUCCAGGACGAGAAGAUGCGCCCUUGGGUGGAGAAGUACGCCGAGGACAGGGAUGCCUUCUUCCGUGACUUUGCCAAGGUGUUUGCCAAGUUGAUCGAGUUGGGCGUGUACCGCGACGAAUCAGGCAUCGCCAAGGCGGACAAGAUGAAGCAGUACAAGGGAGAGUACAAGUCGGCACCGCAAAAGGCGCCGGUGCCUGGUGCACCGGGUGCGGGUAAGGACGGAGAGGCGAAUCCCCUGGCACGCCAGAAUGAGAGGGCCCACAGGCAACCACAGCACGCCCUUGCCAAGCUUUAG